Suricata suricatta (meerkat) is the source of this 1206-nucleotide messenger RNA. RefSeq names its product hes family bHLH transcription factor 7 (gene HES7). Lineage: Eukaryota; Metazoa; Chordata; Mammalia; Carnivora; Herpestidae. The transcript has 7 exons. Gene Ontology annotation, biological process: regulation of neurogenesis; anterior/posterior pattern specification; regulation of transcription by RNA polymerase II. The record is from RefSeq and is a predicted model, not a curated record. Gene Ontology annotation, cellular component: nucleus. Bases 403 to 1206 code for a protein of 267 amino acids. Gene Ontology annotation, molecular function: RNA polymerase II cis-regulatory region sequence-specific DNA binding; DNA-binding transcription factor activity, RNA polymerase II-specific; protein dimerization activity.
AGAGAGCUCCCAAGAAAGCCUCGAUUGGUGGUGGAGGAGGGGAACUAUGAACUUCAUUCCUGAGUCCUGUCCCCAAAUCGCUUCAACCCCCUCUCCCCUCAAUCACCUGGCCCUUCAGCUGGGUCCCGCCUCAUUAUACAGCCUUAUGGUCCUUAAACCAGCCGAUGCUGCCUUGGCCCCUCAAUUUCCCACACUCCUAGGUCAGUUUCACUCUUUCCCCUCCCCCCUUGCGCUCCUCCCCUUUCCGGGAGCCUCGUGCUCUAGGCCUCGCGGAGGGGGAUGAGGGUGCCGAAGGGGGCGGGUCCGGCUCCAACCCCCACCCCACCCCCCAACUCAGGAGCCUGCGGGAUAUAAGGUGCAAGGCCGACUCGGGCUCGGUCCACACCAGGGUCCGGAGGAGCGAUGGUCACUCGGGAUCGAGCCGAGAAUAGGGACGGCCCCAAGAUGCUGAAGCCGCUUGUGGAGAAGCGGCGCCGGGACCGCAUCAACCGCAGCCUAGAAGAGCUGAGGCUGCUGCUGCUGGAGCAGACCCGGGACCAGAACCUCCGCAACCCGAAGCUGGAGAAAGCAGAGAUACUGGAGUUCGCCGUGGGCUACUUGAGGGAGCGAAGCCGGGUGGAGCCCCCGGGGGUUCUCCGGUCCCCAGCCCAGGACGCCGAGGCGCUCGCCAGCUGCUACCUGUCCGGCUUCCGCGAGUGCCUGCUCCGUCUGGCAGCCUUCGCGCACGACGCCAGCCCGGCCGCCCGCGCCCAGCUCUUCUCCGCGCUGCACGUCUAUCUGCGCCCCAAGCCGCCCCGGCCGGAGCCGCUAGAUGCGAGGCCCCACGCGCCGCUCUUGCUUUUCAUGGCCCAAGCCCCGGGGCAGACAGCCAAAGUCACCACCGCCUUCCACUCUCUGGUAUUCGGGACAGCCUCGGUGUUAGCCAAGACUCGAUGGGACCUGCGGAAAGAGCCUGCGCCCGGGCCCGGCUCUGGCCGCUGGGGCGGGUGCGCUGCGAAGGCGGGGCCGCUGCAGUCCCGGGUCUGGCCGCGAAGGGCCGCUGUCGGCUGUGGGCCACCUCGGCGGAUCGCUCUCCCAGCAAGCGGGGUGACCCAGAUGCCCGACACUGUCCCGCCGCCCCGACUGCCCCGGGCGGGCCCAGAGCGGAACGGAUGUCAUACUGGGCCACCCGACGCCGAGAGCCCGGAGUCCACUUUGGCCCCCUGA